Humulus lupulus (European hop) is the source of this 1306-nucleotide messenger RNA. RefSeq names its product auxin-responsive protein IAA16. The transcript has 5 exons. Lineage: Eukaryota; Viridiplantae; Streptophyta; Magnoliopsida; Rosales; Cannabaceae. Gene Ontology annotation, molecular function: protein binding. Bases 160 to 906 code for a protein of 248 amino acids. Gene Ontology annotation, biological process: regulation of DNA-templated transcription. Gene Ontology annotation, cellular component: nucleus. The record is from RefSeq and is a predicted model, not a curated record.
UCGGUUCCCUACAUCGCCUUCUUCUUUCUUAGUUUCGCCAUUUUCGUUUUUCUGAGCUCGUAUUCGCCAUAACUGAAAGCUAAAGAUAUUUGCAGAAUUUAAAGAAGGGAAAAGGGUUUGUUUAUUUAUCUUAAGAGAGGAAAAUUGGAGACUGGAAUCAUGGGUAGUGUGGAGCUUAUUAACUUUGAAGAGACGGAAUUACGCUUGGGUCUUCCCGGCGGGAAGGGAACUGGUGAAGUCGCCGGAGGAGUGCCGGAGAUGGUCAAGAACAACGGGAAUAAGAGAGGGUUCUCUGAAACUGUUGAUUUGAAGCUUAAUCUUUCGUCUAAAGAUUCUGGGUUGUUGGAUCAAGUUGAUAGUAAGAAAGAAAAGGUUACUACUGUUGCUACAGCUGCUGAUGCUGCUUCUCCUUCUACUGAAUCUUCUAAGCCUCCCGCCAAGACACAGGUUGUGGGUUGGCCACCCGUGAGAUCGUUCAGAAAGAACAUCGUUUCAGCACAAAAGAACAGCACAGAGGAAUCUUCAAAGGCAGGCACAGGCAACAGUGCAGCAUUUGUAAAAGUUAGCAUGGAUGGUGCACCCUACUUACGUAAAGUGGACCUCAAAUUGUACCAAAGUUACCAAGAACUUUCUGAUGCUUUAGGCAAAAUGUUCAGCUCUUUCACCAUUGGUAACUGUGGCUCACAAGGAAUGAAGGAUUUCAUGAACGAGAGCAAAUUGAUAGAUCUUUUAAAUGGUUCUGAGUAUGUACCAACCUAUGAGGACAAAGAUGGAGACUGGAUGCUUGUUGGUGAUGUUCCAUGGGAAAUGUUUGUUGACUCAUGCAAACGAUUGAGGAUAAUGAAGGGAUCUGAGGCCAUCGGACUUGCACCAAGAGCAGUGGAGAAGUGCAAGAACAGAGCUUGAAGCCAUUUUUCACGUUGAACUCAAUCAAAUCAUCAGUCCAACACGAUCAAAUGGAAUCAAACCGGCUCGAAAGGGAUCGAGCACGGAGUUUGAAUGUGUCUUAAUUGUACCAUGUUUUUUUUUUUUGAAGCAUAAUAUGUUCAAAUUAUAUGAGAGAAAUGUUUCGGAAGUUUCUUAGAGACAAGGAGUAAUAAUAUAGAAGAUGUUCAUAUUACCUUGCUCUUGAUCAUGUGUAAUUCUCUUCUUCUUUCUUCUUCUUUUUAUUUUUUUGGUAUGGAUUUGUCUAAUAAUAAUUGUCAAUGUGUUAGUUGUCAUUGGGUGCUUUUUGUUCCCCAUAAAUUCUUUUAUAUGGUAUGUAUUAUUUUAUGUGGUGUAUAUUAUAUGGGUGAGAUUCUUUGUA